Messenger RNA from Cynoglossus semilaevis (tongue sole), 2298 nucleotides. RefSeq names its product septin 2 (gene septin2). The coding region runs from base 162 to 1313 and encodes 383 amino acids. The transcript has 12 exons. Gene Ontology annotation, biological process: cell division. Gene Ontology annotation, molecular function: GTP binding. Lineage: Eukaryota; Metazoa; Chordata; Actinopteri; Pleuronectiformes; Cynoglossidae. The record is from RefSeq and is a predicted model, not a curated record.
GCCUCUCGCCCGGUGCAUUGUGGUCCUUCUCUGCUGCUAAAGGAAGCUGUGACUGUGGAAUCUGAAGAAUUUCGGUGUCCGCUGAGAAUCUCUUUAGUUUAACAACGGCUAUCAGUCUAUUCUCUGGGUUGUCUGGACUGCAAGGUUAAAAUACAAGAAAAAUGUCUCAGGCUGAGAAAAUGAAGGGCCAGUUCAAUAAUCCUGAAACUCCAGGGUACGUUGGAUUCGCCAACCUGCCCAAUCAGGUUCACCGCAAGUCUGUAAAGAAAGGAUUUGAGUUUACGUUGAUGGUAGUAGGUGAAUCUGGACUUGGAAAAUCUACUCUGAUCAACAGCCUGUUUCUCACCGACCUCUACCCUGAGAGAGUCAUCCCCGGAGCAGCAGGUUUGACUCUUAGUUUGUUUUUUAUUUUGUUUCAAUUUUUUUCACUUUUUCCUUCAUUCUCUUUUUUUUUUCUUCCAACAGAAAAGAUAGAAAGGACAGUUCAGAUUGAAGCCUCAACGGUAGAGAUUGAGGAGCGAGGAGUAAAGCUGCGUCUCACUGUGGUUGACACGCCAGGAUACGGAGAUGCCAUCAACAGUCAGGACUGCUUCAGUACCAUUAUCAGCUACAUCGAUGACCAGUUUGAGCGCUACCUCCAUGAUGAGAGUGGACUCAAUCGUAGACACAUUGUUGACAACAGAGUUCACUGCUGCUUCUACUUCAUUUCCCCCCUGGGACACGGCCUAAAACCCCUGGACGUCCAGUUCAUGAAGGCCAUUCACAACAAGGUUAACGUGGUUCCCGUCAUCGCCAAGGCGGAUACUCUGACCCUCAGGGAAAGGGAGAGGCUCAAGCGCAGGAUUCUGGAUGAGAUCGAUGAACAUGGUAUUAAGAUUUACCACCUGCCUGAUGCCGAGUCGGACGAGGACGAGGACUUCAAAGAACAAACUAGGAUUCUGAAGGCCAGCAUUCCGUUCGCGGUGGUCGGCUCCAACCAGCAGAUCGAAGCCAAAGGAAAGAAGGUGCGAGGUCGUCUGUAUCCCUGGGGCGUGGUGGAGGUGGAGAACCCAGAGCACAACGACUUCCUCAAACUGAGGACCAUGCUGAUAACCCACAUGCAGGAUCUACAGGAAGUGACCCAGGACCUGCACUACGAGAACUUCCGCUCAGACCGCCUCAAACGGGGUGGAAGAAAGGGACCAGAGCCGGAGGAGAUGGACAAGGACAUAAUCCUGCAGGAGAAGGAGGCUGAGUUGAGGCGAAUGCAGGAGAUGAUCGCCAGGAUGCAGGCCCAGAUGCAGAAGCAGGGAGAAGGAGACGGGGACGUGUGAAAGGCUUGCGAUUCUUGAGCGUUGCUGUUCUCAGACCAGAAAGAGUCGACUCCUACCGUACUUCUCGCCACUAUUUUCAUUUGGUCCCAUGUGGGAAAUGGUGACUUUUCUUUUUUUAUACGUAUAGUAAAGUAUAUUCAGACAGUGUUACGUUUAUAUAUUUACACACAGGUUCUCAUUUACCCAAAUGAAGUAAUAAUUAUAAACAAACCCAUUGGGAGGUUCUGUUACUUUUCAGUGUUUUUGUUUUUUUGUAGGGUUUCAUUGGGAGAAUCCACUAUGUUGAAAGCUAACAGAAACAGCCUUUUUCAAUGCCAAUAUUUUUUCUGUCAGGUUCCCAGCCCAUUCAGUCAUUUUGUUACUUUUAUUUGUUACAUCACUUUUUUUUUCUUUUUUUUUUUUGCAUGUAACUCAGCUCCUCCGUGAUUAUUACCAGUUGUGCAAUUCUUAGUUCAGUGCCAGCAACUUUUGAAAUAAGGUGUUUGUUUUUUUUUUUAAAUCCUUCAGAGUUUGAUAUGAACUAAAUACUGUGACCCUUGACCUCUCAGGCCUUGUUCAGACUGCAGGAAGAAAAAGAACAGAGAAAUGACGACCUUCUGCCAUCAAACGUCUGAACACGGCCUUACAGACUGACCAAUGAAGGACACGGUUUUAACUGUAUUUACCUCACACCUACCACAGUGAGGGAUUAUCUAGACAUUGUGAUUUUUUUUAUUUUUUUUUUACUGUGACACCUCUGUCAGGUGCUUUACUGCGUCCUUCCAAUUAUACGUAUUUGCUUCAUAUCUCCUCUCCAAAAAUGAAGUCCUGUGCCAGGAAGAAUCAUUAUUUUAAAAUGACAUUUAAAACAAAUAUGGUGUGUCCCGACUGAUGAGCCCUCUGUGGUUUCCUCUGACUGCAGAGGAGCUAAGAUCUCCCUCACCAGUCAGAAAGUCAGAUCUUGACAUUCCACUUUGUGUGCUUUCUAUCCAAUAUUAAAAAAAAA